Messenger RNA from Blumeria graminis f. sp. triticale, 360 nucleotides. The record is from the annotation of a GenBank genome assembly. NCBI's taxonomy places the organism in Eukaryota, Fungi, Ascomycota, Leotiomycetes, Helotiales, Erysiphaceae.
AUGGUGAUGAUAUUUGGGACACCGUUUCUUGAUUCUAUGCUGGUCAAGAACGCACUCGAGAGUUUCUAUGGAAUUGGCAAGCUGCAUUCGACCCGUAUCCUGGCCAAAUACUUUAUAUUUCCACAGGCGCGACUUGGAUCACUUUCCAACAAAACUACUACUGCUCUAACCAAUGAACUUUCAAGCAUGACUAUCGAGACCGAGGCGCGCAUGAUUGUCCAGACUAACAUACUUCGUUUGAAGGAGAUGGGAAGUUACCGUGGUAGACGACAUGCCAUGGGCUUGCCUGUUCGAGGCCAACGGACGCGUUCACAGAUUGUUACUGCUAGGAAGUUAAACAAGUUGGAUAGACGAGGCUAA